CCCGCCCGGGUCGGGCACUGGGGCCCGGUCGACAUGAACCCGGUGGUGCUGGUGCACGGCGGCGGGGCCGGCAACAUCUCCCAUGACCGGAUCGAGCGGGUGCGCCAGGGCAUGAUGAAGGCCGCCACCGUGGGGUACACCCUCCUGCAGGAGGGGUGCAGCGCCGUGGACGCCGUGGAAGCGGCCGUGGUGAUCCUGGAAGACAGCCCCGAGUUCAACGCAGGUUGCGGGUCUGUCUUGAACACCAAAGGUGAAGUGGAAAUGGAUGCCAGCAUCAUGAAUGGGAAGGAUCUAUCCACAGGAGCUGUGUCCGCUGUCCGCUGCAUAGCGAACCCCAUCAAACUGGCCCGACUGGUUAUGGAGAAGACGCCUCACUGCUUUUUGACCGGCCAAGGUGCAGCGGAAUUCGCAGCGCACAUGGGGGUUCCAGAGAUUCCGGCCGAGCAGCUGAUAACAGAGAGAAGCAAGAAACGCCUAGAAAAAGAGAAACAUGAGAAAGGGGCUCAGAAACCCGACUGCCGAAAAAACUUAGGAACCGUGGGUGCUGUUGCCUUGGACAGCAAAGGAAACGUGGCCUACGCCACCUCCACCGGGGGCAUCACAAAUAAAAUGGUUGGCCGAGUUGGGGACUCACCAUGUGUAGGAUCUGGAGGUUAUGCUGACAACAACAUUGGCGCCAUUUCAACAACGGGGCAUGGGGAAAGCAUCCUGAAGGUGAAUCUGGCCAGACUCACCCUCUUCCACGUAGAACAAGGAAAGACAGUAGACGAGGCCGCUGAGGUGGCGUUGGGCUACAUGAAAACGAAGCUCAAAGGCUUGGGGGGCGUCAUCUUGGUCGACAAAGCAGGAAACUGGGCAGCCAAGUGGUCCUCUGACUCCAUGCCCUGGGCCGCCGCCAAGGACGGCAAGCUGCACUGUGGGGUCAAUCAGGAUACCAAUAUCACCGACCUGCCCUAAGCCCUGGAAGACUGUACUCUAGAUGCUCGCUUGGAGGUGAAGUACAGUCUCCUGCUGUGGAGACUUAGCCUAAUCAAUUAGAUCUAGAAAUGGAAAAUCAUGCAGUCUGUCACUCGUUUUGUUGCCUGAUCAAUAAGCAUCUGAACAUGUUGCUGAGGAGUGAAUUCGGAGGUAAAGAGAGAAACGCCUGUAUUAAGAUCAAAAUAAGACUAGGAAAGGUGACGGCUCUGCCGAGCCUUUCUCCUGAGUAGGCCCCAGGGUCUGAGGCUGGAAGGAAGGAGCGACAUGACCUAACACAGCAGAAGCUGCCGCAGGGCGAGAAGCACCUUUGGAACUGGGGGGUCCGCAGCAGUGACAGAGCUGUCCACGGAAAGGUGUGGGGAACCCAAGAAGACGGCGCCCCCAGGGCCCAGGGAAGGGACAGGGAGGGAGGGAAAAAGGAGUUCGAGAGUAAGAUGGGAGCAGUGGCUAAGACUCCACGGAGCAGCCCUGCGAGAUACCGCGGUUCACUGAGUCAGAAGCAGCUCGGGUGAAAGACUGAGGGGAGGAGAUGAUUUUUCUAAGAAAGCUCCGAUCUUCUCUGAUGUGCUAAUCUAGACGUUUCCACGUGACCUAGCUCCCUGACCUGGGGAUGAAAUCAUAGCUGGGACUGCAGAAAGCUGGGUUUUGACAGGCUCACACCUGAGCCUGCUCACCUGGGCAGUGAGAGUCACUGCCGCAGCCCCUCCGGCCCUCAUGGUGAGAAACAGGGCCCCUCCUUCAAUGUAGAGAGGACCCCAGGGCCUGAUGCAUUCUCGUGUGGUCCAGGCCCCCCUGAACUGGGUGUGGUCAGCAUGGUAAGAAAGUCAUUUCCUUGCCGGAGAGUAUUCCUAUUAACCUCACUUUGCACUGGAAAUGGUGUUUCUGCUGGGACGUACCUGCUCAUUUCUUUAGUCUGUCAGGGUUUAACCUUCUCUCUGGAAAGAAAUUGCUUAACUUUAAAUUCCACGUGCCACUAAUAAAAUGUAUUUUGAAAGAUGAACAGUGUGGUUAGGAGUC
Molecule: messenger RNA, 1995 nt
Organism: Talpa occidentalis (Iberian mole)
Lineage: Eukaryota; Metazoa; Chordata; Mammalia; Eulipotyphla; Talpidae
Gene: ASRGL1
Product: asparaginase and isoaspartyl peptidase 1
Exons: 7
Coding region: 34-957 (307 amino acids)
Molecular function (GO): asparaginase activity
Source: RefSeq, a predicted model, not a curated record